Messenger RNA from Suillus subaureus, 1404 nucleotides. RefSeq names its product aspartic peptidase domain-containing protein. The transcript has 8 exons. Gene Ontology annotation, biological process: proteolysis. Gene Ontology annotation, molecular function: aspartic-type endopeptidase activity. The record is from RefSeq and is a predicted model, not a curated record. Bases 1 to 1404 code for a protein of 467 amino acids. Lineage: Eukaryota; Fungi; Basidiomycota; Agaricomycetes; Boletales; Suillaceae.
AUGCACAAGCGCAUACGGUUCAUUCUUGCGGCGUUCAAUCUCUUGUACUCCGCCGCCGCCGAACUUGUUUCGAGGAAUUCCAGUUAUUCUCUGCAUGGUGCGAAGCGAAUGCAGGGCGGUUUGCACUUACCCUUGAGCCGGAGGCUUAUUCCUAAACGGAUCGCGCUCAAUGCGGACACCGGCGUAGCGGGACUUGGGGAUUUUUUUGAUGUGACGUAUAGUGUCCUUAUAGACAUCGGCGGCACAACAUUGCCUGUUGUCCUAGAUACGGGUUCCUCGGACUUGUGGGUACUGUCCAACACAUGCCAGGGAACAUGCUCCUCAGCAAAUACGACUCUUUACCCACCGAACACGUUCCAUGAUAUGGGCCUGGAUGCAACCAUAGUGUACGGCGAUUCGAAGACUGGCACGUAUGCGAGAGGGAUUAUCGGAUAUGACGCGGUGUCGCUGGCGGGUCUUACUUUGCAAGAUCAGUAUUUCGCAGCGAUCAAUGAUACCAAUACGUCCGUGGUUCAGACCAGGUGCUCUGGGAUCUUCGGACUCGGUUUUCCUCUCAACAGUGUGAUCUGGACCGAUAUGUUCCUGAACCAACGUCAGCAGAAACGUCGGACGACGACCUCGUCCGCUAUCAUUUCUUCUUUCGGAGUAUCCGGUCCGUUUAUCCCUCGCCUUGCUUCGCUCGGAGGGCUUGCCUCACCCAUGUUCGCGAUUGCGCUGCAGCGAGAUACAAUCGAAAUUGGGGGGAACGAAGGCAUGCUCUCGAUAGGUGGACUGCCGCCUGGGGUCCAAAACGAAAGCCUGACAUGGGUUCCUGUGCGUAAAUAUACGCUUCAACAAGACGGCCUGACACAAGAUACCUCCCUCGAGGCAUAUCCCAUUGCUUGGGAGAUCCCAGUAGACGAUGUCUUUCUUGACGGCGUGAAACUUCCGCGGUCACAGUUAUCUUCUAGUAAUAUCUCGCUGUCAGCGCUGAUUGACACAGGCAAUUCUUUAAUUCGUGGUCCACCUGACGUCAUUUCGUACAUCCAGAACAUGCUGGGGGGACCUCACUUUGCCUGUUCUAUCUCUCAUACACUGGCAUUCCAGAUUGGUGGUCGCAUGUUCCCUGUCGACCCAAGAGACUUCAUCAACCAGGUGCGCUCGGGAAACGCACAGGUGUGUGGGGCGAAUCUUGCACAAACUGAUGUGCCUGUUCUCGGUGGGGGUGGAUACCUGUACAGCUGGAGUCUAGGGGAUCCGUUUCUGAAAGGCGUACUCGCAGCGUUCUAUUACGGCUCUUUCACAGAACUUUCGCAAGACCCUCCGCGUAUCGGGCUCCUAUCUACCGUUCCUUCUGAUGCCGGCCAACGCUUAGAGGAUGCUAUCUCAGCAGCAUCUGAAGAACAGUACGAUCUUCCUGGUUAG